AUGUCGUUCGAUGAGUUACGUGCAACUGUGAAAGAGAAGCUAAACCUCCGUGCCUGUAACAUAGGUAUAAAGCUUGGUUAUCAGUAUGCAGAGUGGUUGGAUAUUGAUGAUGGGGACGAAUCAUCGAGGCAGCUCAUAACGAACGACCACGAGGUUGAAGUUUUUGUUCACAUGAGGAGGAAAAUAGAAGAAGUCAAGCUCUGUGUAAUUGUAUCGCUAAACUGUAAUGGGAUCUCUGCACAGUUGCCGAUGUCGGACAAAAUGCAUUAUGCUCCUACAGAAACAGAGGAUGAUGAAGACGGGACAUCUGAAGAUGAAGGCUCUAAAAGUGAUGAGACGUGGCAUGAUUUUGCUAUGUCGGAAACCCCACUCACAUUACCUCCGUCCCUAACCCAAGACAAUGUAGCUGAUGUAGGAUAG
Molecule: messenger RNA, 420 nt
Organism: Arabis nemorensis
Lineage: Eukaryota; Viridiplantae; Streptophyta; Magnoliopsida; Brassicales; Brassicaceae
Source: the annotation of a GenBank genome assembly